Molecule: messenger RNA, 5617 nt
Organism: Scophthalmus maximus (turbot)
Lineage: Eukaryota; Metazoa; Chordata; Actinopteri; Pleuronectiformes; Scophthalmidae
Product: lissencephaly-1 homolog
Exons: 11
Coding region: 458-1690 (410 amino acids)
Molecular function (GO): protein binding
Source: RefSeq, a predicted model, not a curated record
CUUCGUGCGCGCUCCCGGGCUGAAGGCGAAUGCGGUAGAAGAGGAGAAAACAAGCGGCGGCGGAGACGAGACGCGACUCACCUCCACAUCACAAGACCGAUUUUUUGUGGCGGAAAUCUCACGCCCUGUCGGGUCGUGAUACCGUCGGGGACGGCGGAGGAUACUCACGGGCAGAAACCAUAGGAUGCAGUGUAGACUUGGCUGCUGACUGGUCUGCAGCCUCUCUUGUCCCUGGAGUCAGCCGGUUUGGGGGCAGAUUCCUGCAUUCCCCUCUUCUCCAUCUCAGCCUUUGCCUGGACAAAACUAACUGCCUGCCAUUGGAGUACACAGCUCGUCCUCGCCUGUGUUGCCCGGAUCAGCACAGCUCAUCUCCUGACUGUGGAGAGCGCAGCAGCUGCACAAGAUUCACCUUCUACCAACUGAUCCCACCCAGCCCCGCCCACACCUCCCCGUCACCAUGGUGCUGUCACAACGACAACGAGAUGAACUAAAUCGAGCGAUAGCCGAUUAUCUACGUUCCAAUGGAUAUGAAGAGGCAUACUCCACUUUCAAGAAGGAGGCGGAAUUAGAUAAUAAUGAAGAAUUGGAUAAGAAGUAUGCUGGCCUUUUGGAAAAAAAAUGGACCUCAGUCAUCAGAUUACAAAAGAAGGUGAUGGAGCUCGAAUCCAAACUGAAUGAAGCUAAAGAGGAGAUCACCUUGGGAGGGCCCGUCAGUCAGAAGCGCGACCCAAAAGAGUGGAUCCCACGCCCGCCAGAAAGAUAUGCGCUGAGUGGCCACCGCAGUCCGGUCACGCGCGUCAUCUUCCACCCAGUCUUCAGUGUCAUGGUGUCGGCUUCCGAGGAUGCAACUAUAAAGGUGUGGGACUAUGAAACGGGAGACUUUGAACGCACACUGAAAGGCCAUACAGACUCGGUGCAGGACAUCUCUUUUGACCUGACUGGAAAACUGCUUGCAUCCUGCUCUGCAGACAUGACUAUCAAGCUAUGGGACUUUCAAGGCUUUGAGUGCAUCAGGACCAUGCAUGGACAUGAUCACAAUGUUUCGUCUGUAGCCAUCAUGCCCAAUGGAGAUCACAUUAUUUCUGCCUCGAGGGACAAAACCAUGAAAAUGUGGGAGGUGGCAACUGGCUACUGUGUGAAGACCUUCACAGGCCACAGGGAGUGGGUCCGUAUGGUGCGGCCCAACCAGGAUGGCACACUGAUCGCCAGCUGUUCCAACGACCAGACAGUGCGCGUUUGGGUCGUGGCCUCGAAAGAGUGCAAGGCUGAACUGCGGGAGCACGAACAUGUGGUGGAGUGCAUUUCUUGGGCGCCAGAGAGUGCCCACCCCACCAUCCAAGACGCCACAGGCUCUGAGACCAAGAAGAGUGGUAAGCCAGGCCCCUUCCUGCUGUCUGGCUCCAGAGACAAAACCAUCAAGAUGUGGGAUGUUAGCAUUGGCAUGUGCCUUAUGACACUGGUUGGCCAUGACAACUGGGUACGUGGGAUCCUCUUCCACCCUGGAGGCAAGUUCAUUGUGUCCUGUGCAGACGACAAAACCCUAAGGAUCUGGGACUACAAGAACAAGCGUUGCAUGAAAACCCUGGGUGCCCACGAACACUUUGUUACCUCUCUGGAUUUCCACAAGGCUGCUCCCUACGUCGUCACUGGGAGUGUAGAUCAAACAGUAAAAGUGUGGGAGUGCCGCUGAUUUGGACGUUGGAGGAUUGGACCACUACCCUAAUUACCCAGACGCUCUUGAUCCCACCUCCCCUCCUGCAAUCCCAUCUUCCCUUUCAUCCCACCUCCCCCCACCCCUUCACCUAACAUUAAGUCAUACCCUGCACAUCUUCAUCUCCUCCGGCUGCACUUACCAUCAUGGUUAUUUACCCAUUGCGCUCUUUGGUCCAAUAACUUUUGUCCUUCUUUGUAAAUUAUUCCUGGAUGUAGAUCGAGCUAUUAAAUGUUACACAAAAAAGUAUUCUUGCAUGGUAAUCCAAAAUUGUAUACUGUAAAUUUACAUAACGUUGUCUAGAAGUACCAUAGGUUUAACACGUGGCUGGCCGUCUGUCACGCAGCCUUACAGACCAACCGAAAGAUGUUUUUGACUGGGUGUAAAAUGUAGGGCACUAAAAACCAAUAAUUUAAGAAAUGACAGUGUCUUUAUGUGUAAGAUUUAUUUUUGUCUAUUUUUUUAUUUAGGAAUUUUUUCCCUGUUAUUUCUCUCCUUCACUGUCGUAGUCGGUUGGUGCCUAGCUUGGUGAAUCUUUCGAGAGAUAAGGCAGGAAAAGCAUAUACGACGCGAUAAGAUACGAUUGUCUGUGGGGCUUUGUUAUUGAAAUAAUCUGUAGCUUUAUAACGUCACUUCUCAAGUGUGCAUACCAUUUCUCUUCAUGUGGAACUAGGUAAUAUUUUAAUGGCUGUAUAUACGAAUGUUUCAAACUGUUGUCCUUGGACCUCGGGGGUUUAAAAACAGCUUUGUACUCUUGUCAUGUUGGCACAUGAACCACUGCUAGGCUUUAGAUAAAUUAUCCCAUUAAAUGAAUCUGCAGCGAAGAAUAAAAAGUUGAAAUGUUUCAAGUGGCUUUGUGAAUAACCACACCAAGGUUUUUUUACAAGAAGCCCAAUGUAGCAAGCAGGUUUGUUUGGCUCUGGUUGUGAACGCCCUGGGUCACAGCAGCGCCUGAGCAGAGUUAAGGGAUUACACCUGUUUAAUCUCUAGCACUUGACGAAGACCUUGGGUGUGUCUCCCUUUACGAGAAGAUUUCCUUUGACCUUGCAUGUCAGACUUUUAACAGACUAAACUCUCUGUCCACUUGUAGUCCCCUGACUGGUCAGCGUUGGUGGGGAUUAAUGUACCAUAGGAAUUAUGUCAAAUCAGUGGACACUCAGUUGACGCAUGGUGCAUCUGAAAGACUUGUGUGAAACAAAGCUGAAGGCAUGACGAGGAGUCAAAGUGAGCCCCCUGGGUUUAAUAUCUGGGAUGUGCAAAGAUCUUAAAUAUCUGAGGGUUAAAAUAUAGGUUCUGCAUAAUAAAAAUGGUUUUGAGUGAAGAAAAAAAAAGUUUUCUGUGAAAAUAUGAAUUGUAAAUUUAGCUUGUUAUUGAGAGAUUUGGAAAAUUUUGUAUCAUUGUAAAGGAUUAGCUGGAUGGGAAUGUAGAGUUAGUGAGGGCGCGCUAGCAGCUAGAGUCUGUUGUCUCGAGAGGAGUAUGAUGUUGAAGUUGGGUUUAUUGUGACGAGCUCCUCGAUGAAAAGAGGUGGUGCAGCUCCUGGAUUGGAUAAUGGAGGAGAAUGCCAAAGCCUGAGCAGCGAGGAUCUCUGCAGACAAACCCCACUGACCAAUUCAGACGUAUGCAAACGUCUUCCUCAAAUGUGGCUUUCCUCAAAUGUUGGGUUUUUGAUCUUUUGCGGAGCUCUAACUAAAAUGAAAGAUGGGGGGGAGGGGGGGGCAGGCAAUGCUGUUGAAACAACCAUUCCACUCCCCUGGGAAGAAAAUGAACCAUCAUGCUUGUGACUGUAGUUGGCAAGGUGAUUGGUUAAUCUUGCACAUCCCUGUUUUCACCAAAUCUUUGGUCAUUUUAAUAAUGGCCAAAGACGACAUUGAAAUUUAAUGAUGUUGAUGAAUGCAUAAACCUAUAAUUUCUGAUUUAGCCUUUUCCAUUCCAAUGCAGUUCUUGGCUAAUAAAGAAUUCCACUGCUUAACUCAUCAUAUCUUAGCUUCUUUUGCCAAGUUUUCCUCUUCCUGUUUGUACUGGAUGUGGUGAUCUGAUGCUCAAGCUCCUAAUCUUGGCUACUGUGAGCCUCAUGUGACCUGUUGAUGUAGCACUGCUGCAUGUAGACCUGCACCAGCAGCAGAGCUGUCAGAACACUGAACUUUAACUAGACACAUGAAUACUGGAGCCUUUUCAUAAGAGACUUAUUAAUUGGGUUGAAUAAAGAAGUGUAUCUGAAUUAGUCUUGACAUUUUAGGAAAUAUGCUUAUAACUUUUUUUCUGUGAAGAGUUAGAUGUUUGAACCGUAAAUAUGAAGCAUACAGCUAAACCCUAAUCAAACAUGUCUUAUGGGGGAAUAUGUGCUGCAUUAUUUCUCAACUGAAACCAGUAACUUGCUGGGAUCUCCAUUGCCUAGCAACAAAGCUGCAAAUACAGUAUAAUUUAAGUGAAUUAAAUUCCUUUUUUGUGGAAUAAGAAUUUUCCAAGUAAAAUUCUUAUUCCACAGUAAGAAUUUUAUUGGGUAGAUUUGGGGUGACUUAUAAUCUUUGGGUCUUUAUUCAAUGAACUAUAUGAGACAUGUCUUCAAGUUGUGCUGAAAAUGCAGAUACAUUAUUAUAAAGUUUAAGUUGGUAAACCAGAAGCUGUUCACACAACCACUUGUGUUGGGGUAAUGCUGCAUUCAGGCACCGUCCGAAAAAUGGGAGGAACAGGGAAUACACUGGUUUUUUUAAAAACAGAGUUUGAACGUGCUCCCUCCAGCCACUGGGCAACUCAGAAUUGAUGCCUAAACAAUUGGACGUGAAUAUGCAGCAUGUUUUUCAGUAACUGUCUGGAGUCCCUCUGGUUGCCGGGAUCGUAGUUUCAAUAUGUUUACAGUCUCUAUGCUAAGCUAAGCUAACCCCCUGCAGACAUGAGAGUGGUAUCCAUCUUCUCGGCCAGAAAGUGGACCGGCUUAUUCCUCAAAAUGUCAAACUGUUCCUUUGACAACACCGAGUCCAUAGUUGAGUUCAGACAGCUCUGUUCACUGGUCAUCGAAAGGCUGGUUUUGUUGUGUGUGAUGCUAAAUGAAGGAGGUGUACCACCUCCAUCUUCUGUAAAUGCAAUGGGGAUUGUGGCAGACUAGGAUGUUCCAAAAGAGAAGCCCUCUCUUUCAGGGAAUAUUACUGAUGUCUGCCGUUGGUGUGUGCCCCUUCCCUGCCCCCCUCCUUAAAAUACGUUUUUUUUUUGUACAAGCUGUUUUCUCAUAGGUGGAGAAGCAGCAUAUUUUGUAGUCCCAUUUGACAUGGCUCAUGAAGAUGCCAAUGUGUUAAAUGUUCUAGCUCAAGCCAAAAAUGGAGACAUUUGUCAGUACAAUCUGGUUUAUCUCGAGAAGUCUGCCUCCCUUCUGUUGGUUGUGACCAACGUUUGAAAAAUUAUGCUCGUCUCCUCAGGAACACGCUAUGACAUGCCAGACCAUAAAAUGUAAAUUUAAAAAAAAAAGUUUACCUUCCUUGGUUUUACUCAAGGAAGGCGGUUAAUUUAAGGUCAGGACGACGUGUGUUCUGCUUCUUUUGUAAGAAAAGGUAGAUGAAAGCGACAACGCAGCUGCUGGUGUUGUAUGCCGGUUGGUGCGCCCUGUUGAAGAAAAUCCCCCUUUUGCCAUUCGCAGGUCCCAAGCAAUCCCUGUGCUGCUCUGGUCUGGUGUAUGUAGCGACUGACAGAUAGGUUGUGACAGUCUGUAGGUCAUUUCCUCCGACCUCAGGUCCACCUGUCCUCUGUCACGUGUCUGUGAACCACACCUGAGGGCUUCAGACUGCACAACAAGCUCCUACAGGAGAGCUCAUGAUGUUUUUUCGCCACUAUGGUCUCACUCUUCACUCAGCAAACUGUUAACAAUAUACCUGGAUGUCAUUAUUGUUUGCAAUAUAAUAAAAGAAGUCAAAUCUG